AUGGAGAACCACGACAAGAGCCACGUCGACCCCGAGCAUAGCCACCAUGCCGAGCACCAUGAGGACCAGACGCCAUGGCACGGCAUGUCUGUCGGUCGCUACCUCGGUGCCCGCUUCAGCACCUUGAAGCCGCCGAUGCUCAGCGCGCCGAACCCGUUGAAGCUGGUUGUGAUGAUCAACCGCCGCCAGUGGGCGUUCUUCGCCGUCGCGUUUGCGGCCUGGACAUGGGACGCUUUCGACUUCUUCACCGUAUCUCUCACCGUCACCGAGCUUUCAGAAACCUUCGACAAGUCCAAGACCGACAUCACCUGGGGAAUCACCCUGGUUCUCAUGUUCCGAUCCGUCGGGUCUAUCCUCUUUGGCAUCGCGGCAGACAGAUACGGCCGCAAAUGGCCCUUCAUCGUGAACAACAUCCUGUUCAUCAUCCUCGAACUGGUAAGCAAGAAAUAA
Colletotrichum chrysophilum is the source of this 450-nucleotide messenger RNA. RefSeq lists its product as uncharacterized. NCBI's taxonomy places the organism in Eukaryota, Fungi, Ascomycota, Sordariomycetes, Glomerellales, Glomerellaceae. The transcript has 2 exons. Gene Ontology annotation, cellular component: plasma membrane. Bases 1 to 450 code for a protein of 149 amino acids. Gene Ontology annotation, biological process: plasma membrane lactate transport. Gene Ontology annotation, molecular function: secondary active monocarboxylate transmembrane transporter activity. The record is from RefSeq and is a predicted model, not a curated record.